Messenger RNA from Rhododendron vialii, 1760 nucleotides. RefSeq lists its product as uncharacterized. The transcript is spliced from 3 exons. NCBI's taxonomy places the organism in Eukaryota, Viridiplantae, Streptophyta, Magnoliopsida, Ericales, Ericaceae. The record is from RefSeq and is a predicted model, not a curated record. Bases 425 to 1384 code for a protein of 319 amino acids.
UUCCCUGUCCCACUCUAUCCUCUCUGCAUCCAAAAUCCCACCUCUCAAACCCUAAUUCUCUCUCUCUCUCUCUCUCUCUCUCUCUCUCUCUCACACAUUCUGAAUCUGUACAAACCGCUUUUGAAUAAUUUCCUAAACAAAGUUUCUCUCUUUCCAUUCCAAAAACGUAUUUUUUUAUCGUCCGUUUCUUUGUAACCUUCAUUACCCUGAUAAACUGUUCAAAUCCCGUCUAGGGUUUGAAUUAAAAUAUUCCAUCGCCCGUUUUCGUAACCUUCCUAAAAAAUAUCCAAACUCUUUUCGACGUCCGCUGUUGAAGUAAUUUUGUCGCAGUUUUUUUUUUUUUUUCUUUUUUGCAACUUUAUUUUGAUUAAAGCAAACUUUCCUCUCGCAAUUCGAUCGAACUGAGCAUUUUGAAUAGUUUUUGAUGGGUGGAGGCAACAGGAGGGAGGAAGGGUCACUGGUGAUUAAGAGUACCAACGUGUUUGCAGCCCUUGAAACCCUAAGGAAGAAGAAAAAGUCCGAAAAAUCGUCGAAAAGUAAGGGCCUGUCUUCGAAAUCUCAAGGGAAAGCGGCUGAGGAGCCGCCGCCGCUGUUCUGGAACCCGACACCGCUGACGGUGAAAUCGUGGGCCGAUGUGGAUGACGAAGACGAUGACGACUAUUACGCCACCACUGCCCCAAUUCAACCCGUUUGGGGUACGGCUGAAUCGGAGUUGAAGGAAGCCCCUGUAGAGGAAAGUGAAAGUGAAGAAGAUAUUCUUGAUGAAGGUGAUGAAGAGGUAGAGGAAGAACACGACCAAGAAUCAGAAGUCCAAGUACCACCUGAGCCUGAAGUGGUGAAGGCCCCUGAAGUAUCUUCAGCACCUAAAGAGGCAGAGAAACAGCUUUCUAAGAAGGAAAAGAAGAAAAAAGAUCUUGCAGAAUUUGAGGCUAUGUUGGCCGAUUUGCGAGUUGACCCCCAAACAGAUAAUGCCCAAGAUGAGUCACAAGAUGCGACGAAAGUGCAGAAAGAUGGAGAUGCUAGUGGAGUUGGAGACGAUGAGAAGAAGGAAAGCCUACCUUUGGAAUCCAAAAGUGCAAAGAAAAAGAAAAAGAAGGAUAAAUCUUCUAGGGAGGUUAGGCAACAGGAAGACCAACCCAACAGCUCAGAUGUGACCAAUGGGCUAGGGGAAAAUGCUGGGGCUGAAAAUGCAGAAGAAGAUGUGUCAGCUAUGGAUGUAAAAGAGCGGCUAAAGAAGAUGGCCUCUGUAAAGAAGAAGAAGUCCAAUAAAGAGUUGGAUAAUGCUUCCAAAGCUGCUGCUAUAGAGGCUGCUGCGAGAAGUGCAAAACUUGCUGCUGCAAAAAAGAAAGAGAAGAAUCACUAUAACCAGCAGCCAGUAAGGUGAAGAGCCCUUUUGGUUUGGCAAUUCGUACCAAUGGAAUCUCAGAUUUUUUAUUUGGCAAUGGGAAAUAAACAGUGGGCUAUGCGGGUCUAUUUUUUCUCUAACAGAUGAGCUUGCGCUGUGUUUGGAUCUCCAAUGUGUGGAUGGACUUGCUGAGGGAAAAGAAGAGCAUAGAAUCCGUUUUCUUUUUCCUCAACAAAUCCCUCCAUAUAGGCAACGAUCAAAUACAGUUUAUAUUAGUAAUUUUCACUAUGAUCACCCAGGGAAAAUGAGUUUUUUUGUGUAUUGUUGCAUAUCUAUCGUGUGACAUUUUUCAGAAGUUUUGUGCGUUCUUGUUCUGAUCUUGAUGGCAAUUGCAAUGGUUGCCUACUUUUAAAAA